This is a messenger RNA of Cladophialophora bantiana CBS 173.52, 2409 nucleotides long. RefSeq lists its product as uncharacterized. The record is from RefSeq and is a predicted model, not a curated record. The transcript is spliced from 3 exons. Bases 1 to 2409 code for a protein of 802 amino acids. Lineage: Eukaryota; Fungi; Ascomycota; Eurotiomycetes; Chaetothyriales; Herpotrichiellaceae.
AUGCGCAACCUUCUACAAAAUCUAGACGGCAUGCUGAAGAUCCGCCCAUCCUCCGAGAAUGUGUCUAAACUCAAAGCUCUGGAGAUGUUUCCCAUUGCGACCCAUAAAGGCCAAUGGACACUACAAUCUGCUGAUUCCGGCGAAUUCUGGAUUCCAGAUAUCUCUGUGUUGCACGAAUGCUUCCGGGGUCACGCACCACUGCUUGAUCUAAGCGAUGACGGAAAUGGAGCCAAUAUAAGCAACAUCGUGUCCGUGCUUAGUCUGAAAAGCAAACUUUUGACGGAAGCAGUGAAGUAUUAUUAUGAUGGGAAUACGGAGAAAGGCAGAGAGUAUCCCGAGUUAGAACGGGAUUUGGAAAGGAAAGCAGCUUAUAUCGGAGGAAUACUGAAAGGCGAAGGCCAAUCCCUAGAGCAAAUUACGGUUCGCGUAAACCAAGUGAGAAAUAUCAAAGCCCUUCGGAUGCCACAGGUUAUUAUCGGAAGAUACGUGGUUGGUAAGAGUUCGGCGUACGUGGGUGAACAAGUAGAAGGCGGCUUGCGCAUCAUUACCAAAGAGCAACGCCUGCUGGUUCUUGUGCAUGAAAACCUGAAACAGGACGCAAUGGCUCGUCUGUUAAGGAAAGAGAUGGCCAGGCAUCUUGAAGUCAGCCAACAUAGCGACUUACUUGGUGACCUCCUGGCUGCAGAUGAUCCAGAAAGCCUACUAGAAGACCUGCAGCGAGCAGGAGCAUAUCAAAUGCACUUAGCGGACGUGCCCGCAGGCGAAAGAACUGAUGCUUCAGAAGAGGUCGAUAGUGAUGGUGAUAGUGACAGCGACGAGACAGCUUUGGAAAAGUCAUCAAACGUGAGAACCGACAGGCAGCAACGCUUUCCAGUCUCACCCGAAGGAACACAUGAUGGAGAGUCUGAUGUGGAAGACGCGCAAUGGCGGCUCAAUUAUUUCCACUACGGCAAGAGCUCGAAGGAGUUAUCCGAAAGUACUGGGUACAACAACUAUAUCGAAAGAACAUCUCCUGCGCCUAUAACGGCGAUCACAACGCCCUCAAUCCGCUCUACAUCGAACAUGUUGCGAGGCAGUUUAGUGAAGAGAGGGCUGGGCUCUGCCGACAACAGCAGCGUCGACUUUUUGGCUUCGGCGCUCGCUGAGGUCUCCGUGGCGGACGAUGGCCCAGGCACGAGCAUAUCACAGGACCCUCCAGGAUUUGCCGGAUCAGCCACACAAAUAGAAGAUGCUAGCCCAGCCGCGAGAAACCCACGACUGAUGACCAGCAGAGAAGAGCAAAACUCUCCGUCGCCCAGGCAAAAUCUAAACGGCACCAACAGACGUAGACUAUCUAGGUCGCUUGGCCAACCCCUAACUCCAUCAGCACAGGUGUGGCGUGGAUCACUUCAACAUCUUCACCAACGUUCAUGGAAUGGUGGUUCUAGCCCUUCUCAGCCAGGCUCAUCGUCAGAACGGAGAAAAGAGAUCGGUAGAAAGGGAGAGCACAUCUUGUACACAUUCUUGCAAGGAGAGCUCGGUCCAUCGUUUGGCGAGAAACACUGGACCAGCAAUGGUCGCAAGCACUAUAUCCCAACUUGUCUCGAUCACUACCCGAGCCUUUGUCCCCCAGGAUGUCGCAACUACUACUCUAUCGACGAAGGAGGGCGCGCGGACUUCACAAUUGGAGAUUCAGAUGCGAGUCAGGCUUUUACGCAGUAUCUGAGAGCUAACUGGGGAUGGAAUAGAAGCGUGGACAGCAACACGAAGUACCACCUCGAAGUCAAGUCAACGCCGAAUCGCGUUGAGAAUGAUACUUACUGGACCCUCAGCGCCAAUCAGAUUCGGAUGGCACGGCAAUGGUCAGUGGAUCUAGUCACUGCGUCUGAGCCUUUACGCCACGUCUAUGUUCUUGUGAGGGUCUUCGACGUCGACGGUGAGCCUAGACUGUGGUUUGUCGUUGAUCCAUGGGCGUCGACGUCUCUCGAUCUGAUAUCGGAGGUCGCACAGAGGCCUGCCUACGCCCUCGAAAGCGAUACUUUGGCAUUAGCAGUGGGCUAUGCUCAAGACUGGGCUCACCACAUCGAUCUGCCCGCACCUGAAAAAGCGCGAGGGCGUUGUGCUCCAGGUUCAUUUCCCGGCGCUGUCGGACAGAAUGCAAGAGAAGAUGCAUCAAACGAGCCAUUCGAGCUAACUUUCGCAGUUCCGCCGCUCCCCUCACCACAGAGCGCUGCAGUCCCAACCACCAAAUGUAGUAGCUUCGAACCGUUCGUGGAACGAGACCCCAGCGGCUAUUCGAUGGCUUACCAGUCAAUUCCGUUUAUGGACAGUUUUAAACACUAUUCUUUCGAGGAACUCAGGCUUGCUGAUCAUGAAAUGGAGUCGUAUAUUUCGAACCCCAGAGGGCAACGGCUGGAACAGGCUCGGUGA